Coregonus clupeaformis (lake whitefish) is the source of this 1917-nucleotide messenger RNA. Its product is annotated as CD2-associated protein. Bases 97 to 1560 code for a protein of 487 amino acids. The record is from RefSeq and is a predicted model, not a curated record. The transcript has 17 exons. Lineage: Eukaryota; Metazoa; Chordata; Actinopteri; Salmoniformes; Salmonidae. Gene Ontology annotation, molecular function: protein binding.
UUUCAGUUCUCCUUCUGUAGCAUGAGGUAUCUGUCUGUCCUCUGGAGAGGAAUUACCUUAAAGACUAGAAGAGAGAGUAAAGCUUUCUAAAAAGUCAUGGAGGUGCUGGUGCUGAUAGACUUUGAGGGCAUGAUGGGAGAUGAGAUGACGGUGCAGGUGGGAGACGUGGUGAAGAGCGUCACCAAGGCCAGCGAGGAGGGCUGGCUGGAGGGGGAACUGAGGGGCAAGAGGGGCAUCUUCCCCGCUAACUUUGUCAAGGAGGUGCCAGUGUAUUUGAUAGGUGACAGCAAGCGGGAACCAAGAAGCCUACGGAAAUCAAGGAUGAUUAAACAUACAAGGAAGUGUGAGGUGGCCUUUGCCUACAGUCCCUUGAAUGAGGACGAGCUGGAGCUGGUUGUCGGGGAGACCAUUGAGAUCCUCAGAGAGAUUGAAGAUGGGUGGUGGAUGGGAAUGAAAAGUGGUAAAGUGGGAGCGUUUCCGUCAAACUUCACCAAAGAGAUAUUUGUCUCUCCAAAAGAUGUCAAGCAUAACGAGAGCAAAACCAGACCCAAACUCUCAGAUACAAUGUUCAGUAAAGAGACAAAGCUACAGAGGACGAGUGUGCGGAACAAAACAAAAAAUUUGAAAGAAUGCUGUCAAGUCAUGUUCGACUACGCAGCCUUGACUGAGGAUGAGUUGAAUCUAAAAAAGGGACACAUUGUUACAGUCAUCACCAAGGAAACAGAGGACGAGGGCUGGUGGGAGGGAGAGCUGAAUGGACGCAGAGGUUUUUUCCCCGACAACUUCAUCAUGGUGAUACCGACGACGGACACUCUCCAAUCUGGGAGCACCAGUCAACUACCGGAGCGCCGUGGCACGGACAGACACGCAGUCAAGGCAGAGGGUUCAGCGAUGGAGAUGAGCAGCCCUGCAAAAGCAAAAGAUGAGAAACCAGAGAGUAAAGACCUGAGAAGCAACCCCCCAACCAAAGUCAAGCUCCCUGCUCCAAGUAGACCUGUACUACCACCUCCAGUGAAGGACAAGCCUCACAAGUUUGGUUGUGGCAAAGCCAAUGGCGAUCUCCCUCCCCUUUCACCAAAAUGUACAGAAGAGAGCAACUCGGACCAGUUUGACGGAGUGGAGGUGUCCCCUGAGAAACUGAGUCACCCCACAGCCAACAGAGCCAAACCCCCACAGAGACGACCACCAUCAGCCCUCGUCACCAGUCCACAGGCUCUGAGUGGCAGGGACCAGACAGAAGCAGAAAAAUCGCCUAAACUGCUGAAGGUUGCAGAAAGUCAUUCACCACCAUCCAAGCCUGAGCAUCCUCCCAAGAAUCUGGUACCCUCCAGGCUAGCGCUUCCCAAGGCUGUAGUGGAGGCCAAGGAAGCCCAGGAGGAGAAGCCUUGUCUGGACAGCUUACACGCUGAGGUCAGGGAGCUGAAGAUGGCUCUGGAGCUGCUGCAAAACAGACAUGAACGAGACAUACAGGAACUGAAAGAGGAACUGAGAGACGAGAGAAACAAACGUGGGGAGCUGCAGGAGGAGGUACAUAGUCUUAGGACUAAACAUUCAUCCUAACUGACACCAUGACCGGUCUAAGCAAGGUUCUGCUAUGUCAUUCCCUUGAACACAAACUUGAAAUGAAAUUAAAAUGUUGACAUUGGAGUGCAAGAGGGGAUUGAAAGGAUACAUGUCUGCUUCCUCUGCAGACAUACCAGCUGAGGCCACAUUAGGGGCUGGAAUCAAUCCAUAUCUCUGAAGUAUCGUGGAAGAUUCACUUUAUAGCUCAAUUUAAAAUGUAAAGGCAAUGUUUGCAUUCACAGUAAAUGCUGCAUAAGCCGGCUCAAUCGAAUAUUACCUUUAAAGGGAUACUUUGGGAUUUUGGCAAUUAAGUAUUUUAUCUACUUCCCCAGAGUCAGAUGAACCCAUGGAUAC